AUGACCACGACCGGACGCAGGGCCACGGCUGUCGCGGACAGGUGCGGCGGCGGCGACGACGGCGAGACGGCCGCUGAUCUGACGCUGUUCAAGGCCAUCGGCCUGCACCAUAUGCUGAAGAGCGGGACCGCGGGCCGCCGGUUUCGGGCCGCGUACGUGUGGUUCGCGCGCCUCAUCGUGGCCGUACAGCUGUUGCAAGUGGCCGGGCUGUACGCGUCGGCCAACGACUUGCGGCGGUUCGCGUCCAUGGCCGUGCUGGCGUUCAACGGGCUGAUGUGCGCGUUCAAGGGGCUCGUGCUGGCCAACAACGCGGACCGGCUGCGGGAAGUGCUGGACGUGGCCCGUUACCGGUACACGGCGUGCGGCCACCGUCGGCCGGCCGACAUGCAACGGACCGGCGCCACGGUGUCCGCGCUGCUCCGGACGUUCGCCACCGUCAGCUACUGUACGCUGGCCGUGUGGGUCAUCACGCCGCUGUUGGCCGACGUCGCGUACGUGCAGAUCGUCCACCGGGACGGCACGGCGGCCGCUUACCGGGCGACCAUCGACAACACGUGGCUGCCCGGCAUGUCGGAGACCGUGUACAACUGGCCGCCCGUCUGGGCCGCCAUCUAUGCCAUCGAAGUGAUCAUGUUGACGGCCAACGUGUUCAACUGGAUGAUGUUCGACUGUUACCUGCUCACCGUGUGCUUCGUACUCAACGGCCAGUUCCGCACGUUGGCGGUUGGGUACGCGACGAUCGGCAGCCAAAGGCCGCUGCGGUGGUGUUCGUGCGUUCGCAGCCGUUCCGGCGAUCCGAUCGUAAGCUUCGUCAAAAGCGGCAUAUGCGCAGAAAACGAUGACGUUCAUAAUACGGGUAACGCCGAUUAUUACGAAGACUUGAUCGUUCAUAUAAUUGAUAAUCAAAAUAUAAUAAAGAAAUAUGAUGACUUUUUUGAAAUCGUGCGGCCUGUAGUCAUAAUCCAAGUAGUCAGUAGUUCGAUCUCAAUAGUGGGAUUGAUAUUGCUCGUCGAACUUUUGUACUCAAUGGGUGAGUCGAUCACAUUUGGACCAGUUUUGAGAUUAAUUUGUGCUCUGUUAUCACUAACUAUGGAGUUCUACAUUUAUUGUUACAGUUUCAAUUACAUUGAAAUCGCAAAAUGCACGUUAAAUUUUGGACUGUAUAGUAGUAACUGGACUGCUAUGGAUUUAAAAUUUAAAAAAACUUUGUUUAUGGCCAUGAGCAUGAAUUCCGCUCAUAUGAAGGUGAUGAAAUUGUCACCAAAAUAUAUCAUCAAUUUGGAAAUGUUCACAUCGGUGAUGAAAAUGUGUUAUAGUAUGGUUUCCGUAAUACUAAAUUCAAUCGAGAAGUAA
Rhopalosiphum maidis (corn leaf aphid) is the source of this 1353-nucleotide messenger RNA. RefSeq lists its product as uncharacterized. Gene Ontology annotation, biological process: detection of chemical stimulus involved in sensory perception of smell; sensory perception of smell. The transcript has 6 exons. NCBI's taxonomy places the organism in Eukaryota, Metazoa, Arthropoda, Insecta, Hemiptera, Aphididae. Bases 1 to 1353 code for a protein of 450 amino acids. Gene Ontology annotation, cellular component: plasma membrane. The record is from RefSeq and is a predicted model, not a curated record. Gene Ontology annotation, molecular function: olfactory receptor activity; odorant binding.